GAUUUAUUACUUCUUCGAACUCAUAUGCUAGCUUGGGGAAUACCAUUGGGUGUUGUUAUUUUGGCUUUAAUGGCUCAAAGUAUUCGUGCUGAUUCAUUAUCCGGUAUUUGUUUGGUUGGUGGCGGAAAUCGAAUUAUUGAAGCGGUGUUCAUUUCAUUACGUGAAUUAAUACUUCUACUCUGUUCAUUAGUACCAUUAUUUUUUGGAUGUUUAGCAUUAAUUGGUAAUAAUUUUAAAUUAAAAUAA
This is a messenger RNA of Loa loa (African eye worm), 246 nucleotides long. RefSeq lists its product as hypothetical. Lineage: Eukaryota; Metazoa; Nematoda; Chromadorea; Rhabditida; Onchocercidae. The transcript has a single exon. Gene Ontology annotation, biological process: cell surface receptor signaling pathway. Gene Ontology annotation, cellular component: membrane. The record is from RefSeq and is a predicted model, not a curated record. The annotation marks the transcript as partial.